This is a messenger RNA of Clavispora lusitaniae ATCC 42720, 990 nucleotides long. The record is from RefSeq and is a predicted model, not a curated record. Lineage: Eukaryota; Fungi; Ascomycota; Pichiomycetes; Serinales; Metschnikowiaceae.
AUGUCUGGGCCAACUCGCGCAAGAGGUGUCUGUGCACGGCGCCGCAGAGCCAGCGGGCCAAGUGGGGCGUGGACCAGCAGGCGGCGCGCUCGAGAAACGGGCGGAAGUCGCCAGCCGCGCAUUCGAGGCGCGCGGCCACGUCGGCGGGCGCGGGCGCGGGCGCGAACAACUGGCGGCCGAACGUGGUGUACACGAUGCCGUCGCACACCAUGCGGCGCAAGUGCGACCAGCGGUCCUGGGCGUAGGGGCUGGUGGUGUCGCGGGCCAAGAGGGCGGCCACGUCGGCGGCCAUGUGUGCGGCGAGGCGGGAAGAAGAGGAAAAGGAAGAGCCAGAAGAGGAGGCAGAAGCAGAAGCAGAAGCAGAAGCAGAAGCAGGGACAGGGGCAGAAUCAGGGACAGGGACAGGGGCGUCGAGCGCCGCCACCACGGCGCGGAGGCGCACGAGGCGCCGCACCAACGGGGCGUACCGCGGCGGGCCGUGCGCGGCGAUGCGCGCAGCGAAAAACGACACGUUCGCCUCGAGCGCGCGCGCCGGCUCCAUCAUGCGCGGAAGCGCCUCGAGCGCUAUCGCAAGCAAGUAGGCUGGGCUCGCGCCGCGCUCGAGGCGCACGCACACCUGCUCGAAGAGAUAGUGGCGGUGGCGCGCGCGCGCGGCCAUGUCCCAAGAGCGCGGCCACGUCCAGCGCGGUCGAAACGGAGGGAGAAAUGGAAGAAAUGGAAGAAAUUGAAGAAGUGGCCGCUUGCUCGCACCGCCGAAGCUGCGCCACCCGGCCACGCCUCGUGCCACUUGGUCCUGGCCCGCCGCCGCGGCCACCACGCUCCGCACCAGCUUCUGCACAUGCUCCUGGAGCCGCAGCAAGUCGAGUGCGCACUGCGCAAGCGUCGCGCGGUCCACGAUGGCCUCGUUCCACACCACCCCCAAGUAGUUGUACUUGGACUCGCCGCGGCGGCCGAGGCGCUUGGCCCGGAGCUGCGGGAACGCGAGCUUGA